Messenger RNA from Aspergillus wentii DTO 134E9, 1265 nucleotides. RefSeq lists its product as uncharacterized. The coding region runs from base 1 to 1008 and encodes 335 amino acids. The transcript has 4 exons. The record is from RefSeq and is a predicted model, not a curated record. NCBI's taxonomy places the organism in Eukaryota, Fungi, Ascomycota, Eurotiomycetes, Eurotiales, Aspergillaceae.
AUGCCUCAAACCCUCGUCGAGUCCAACCUGUCUCUGGUCUAUGUCAGUGAUGGGUUGCACAUCUUCUUCCAGGAAGACAAGGACAACUCUGGAAACUAUGCCAUCUACGAAAGUCACCUCCAGGAUGGCAAAUGGAUUCGGUAUCCAACCCCCAUUGCCACCGACGCCGGUCGAGGAACCCCCAUCGCCGCGUUCUCUGCCUUUUCCCGAACAGGCACGGGUUUGACAAUCCAUGUCGUCUACCUUAGCAAGGACUAUGACUUGAGGGAGGUGUACAGAGAUGUGAAAGCAAGCUCGAACUGGACCGCUGGUAACCUCCAGACUUCGGGGGGAUCCGAUAUCCCGCCAACGAGUGAGCGUGCUUUUGCUCCUCUGAGUCUGGCAGAGUUUUAUCCUGUCGGUAAAGACGGUCAACCCCUGAUUUCGCCUUCAAACCAGUGGAUUAUUUAUCCAGUUGAGGAAGUUGGGCAAAUCUGGACCCUCCACCGCAAUGAUCCCGGACCACACCAGUGGGAGCAAGGCAAAAUCCCAGAAGGAUGGGGCAAAUCUCUUCCUGGCGCCAAGCUCUCAGCCUACCUUCAGCAAGCCGACAUUCGAUUCCUUGUCCAGGAACAUAACGGGGAUAUCAUCGAGUUCUCACGAGGCCCCCGGGAUGAUGAUUGGGCGCACUCGACUUGGCUCGAGAAUCCCAACGAAAGCAAGGUUCAAAUUCUCACUCCAAUUGCAACAGCAACCCAAUGGGACACCGACCAGCAUGUUUUCCUAGUCGGCAAGGAAACAAUCCAAGAAUACGUUGCAAAGCCGGGCCAAAGUGGCAACGAUGCAAAGGUGUCCGACCUGGUCACCUUCUACGAAGGAACCAAUAUUGCCGCCUUCCAGAAGCCCGAAUACAUUGGUGAUCCCGGAUAUAUUGUGCUUGCCUACCGUUCCUUGGAUGGUGCAAUUGCCACCCAUGUUUGGACUAAGAAGGAAGGCUGGAAGGCUGGCCCGGCUGUCACCGACAACUGAGUCACUGGUGUGGACUAUUGUGAUUAUCAAAGGAUCUCUGUGUAUCACUGUCUGCCUCUCAAAGCGUUCUGAAUACAGGCCAAGAUUAUCCAGUAGACGAGGUGGUAUUUCAGUCCAGGAUAGUGAUGAAUCGAAGUGCUCUUAUAUGAUAUAAUGGAUCGUAAAACAUGUAUUAAAAGAAUAGAUAAACCCCUGGAUAGUAGGUACAAAGGGUGAACGGUUAGUCAAGUGUGUUUGUUUGAUGAAAUACUUUAUAA